UCUGUUGUUUGGUUGUCCUGCAAUUGUCUGGUUCAACAUGCCGCCUAAAGCCUCUGGGAAAGCUGCUAAGAAAGCAGGAAAGGCACAGAAGAACAUAUCAAAAACUGACAAGAAGAAGAAACGCAAGAGGAAGGAGAGUUACGCAAUCUACAUCUACAAGGUGCUGAAGCAGGUCCAUCCUGAUACUGGCAUCAGCUCCAAGGCAAUGAGCAUCAUGAACAGCUUUGUUAACGACAUUUUCGAGCGCAUUGCAGCUGAGGCAUCCAGGCUGGCACAUUACAACAAGAGGUCCACAAUUACUAGUCGUGAGAUCCAGACUGCUGUGAGACUUCUGUUGCCAGGUGAACUGGCAAAACACGCUGUAAGUGAAGGGACGAAAGCCGUGACUAAGUAUACCAGCUCCAAAUAAGUUGAUUGCGAAAAUAAAACGGCCCUUUUCAGGG
Molecule: messenger RNA, 443 nt
Organism: Zootermopsis nevadensis
Lineage: Eukaryota; Metazoa; Arthropoda; Insecta; Blattodea; Termopsidae
Product: histone H2B
Cellular component (GO): nucleosome
Molecular function (GO): protein heterodimerization activity; structural constituent of chromatin; DNA binding
Source: RefSeq, a predicted model, not a curated record